AUGAAGGGGAUCCUAGUGCUGGUCCUCGUGGCCUGCCUUCAGGUCACAGCAACGUCUGCCGAGGAAGAUGACAAUUCGACCACGUGUCAAGAUGGUCUUCUUAUCCCCAUCUGGACACCAUUUGAGAACCUCAGCACGGGCGAUCGAGUCGCCCGGGCUAUCAUUUAUUUCUUAUCCCUUUCCUACCUCUUCAUUGGCGUGUCCAUCAUUGCGGACCGAUUCAUGGCUUCCAUCGAGGUGAUAACGUCGCAAGAAAAAGAAGUAACCGUGAAACGUGCCAACGGUGAGAAGCAGAUCAUCGUGGUCCGCGUGUGGAACGAGACGGUGGCCAACCUGACCUUGAUGGCCUUGGGUUCCUCUGCGCCAGAAAUCCUUCUCUCCAUCAUCGAAGUCUAUGCGAAGAAUUUCGAGGCCGGAGAAUUAGGUCCUGGGACGAUCGUGGGAAGUGCGGCCUUCAAUCUCUUCAUCAUCAUCGCUAUCUGUGUUCACGUGAUCCCAUCGAACGAGACGCGGAAGAUCAAGCAUCUUCGCGUCUUCUUCAUUACCGCCACUUGGUCUGUGUUUGCGUACAUCUGGCUCUAUCUCAUCCUCACGUGGUCCUCACAUGGAGUGGUGGAAGUGUGGGAAGGCCUGGUCACGUUCCUUUUCUUCCCAGCCACCGUCGUCUCUGCCUACAUUGCUGAUCGCCGUCUUCUCAUUUAUAAAUACCUGAGCAAGGACUAUCGGCUGAAUCGGCGCGGGGUCGUCGUGGAGCAUGAAGCAUCCGAUUUGGAGAUGGCCAAGGAGGCAAACCACGUCGAGUUCAAGCACUUCGAAGAGGAAUAUACGGACGAGAAUAUUCGACAGUUUGAGGAGCAUCGACGAGAGUUUAUCUCCAUCCUGAAGGAAUUGAGACAGAAGCAUCCGAAUGAAGGCAUGGAGAGCCUGGAAGCCAUGGCCAGGGAGGAAGUCCUGAAUCGGGGUCCGAAAUCCCGUGCCUAUUACCGGAUCCAAGCGACGAGGAAAUUGACGGGUGGAGGGAACCUGAUGAGGAAGGCCCACGAGAAGGCCCAAAUAGACGCUGUCGGAACCAAACAAGAAAGAGAGGACAAAGAGUUCGAAGAGGAAGAUAGACGAGUGGCGAAGAUCUUCUUCGACCCGGGUCAUUACACGGUGAUGGAGAACGUGGGGACGUUCCAGGCCACGAUCGCCAGGGAAGGGGGAGAUCCGAACUUGACCAUCUUGGUCGACUAUCGGACCGAGGACGGGACGGCGAAUGCCGGCUCCGACUACGAUUACACGGAGGGGACCUUGAUCUUCCGGCCCGGGGAGAAGCGGAAAAGCAUCUCCUUGACUGUCAUCGACGAUGACGUCUUCGAAGAGGACGAACAUUUUUACAUCCGAUUGAGUAAUCUCCGUGUGACUGGCCCGGAUGGACAAUUGUUGAACGGCUUCAAUUGGAAUACGGGUCGAGGAACGGUCCCGGCCCAAUUGACAGCCCCUGCCCUGGCCACUGUCAUGAUCCUCGACGAUGAUCAUUGUGGGAUCUUCAACCUGGCCGAAAAGGACGUGGAAAUAGUUGAAAGUGUGGGGACGUACAGGCUGAAAGUUCUCCGAUGGAGUGGAGCUCGAGGACAUGUCUCCGUUCCGUACAAGACCAUCGAAGGUACGGCCAAACCUGGCAAGGAUUACGAACAUAUUUCCGGGGAGCUCAUCUUUGAAGACAACGAAACCGAGUAA
Molecule: messenger RNA, 1719 nt
Organism: Darwinula stevensoni
Lineage: Eukaryota; Metazoa; Arthropoda; Ostracoda; Podocopida; Darwinulidae
Source: the annotation of a GenBank genome assembly